AUGUGUAAAUACAACAAUGCCUAUUUACUUUAUGGGAGCUACACACUUUACCGCUCCAGCACCGGUCACAGUGAACUUCACCUGGUUUGUUCUGGGAGUUAUGGUCGUAACUAUGCCAGUGCUCAGUGGACCUGGUCACCUCGUCCCCUGCAACAGUUGAAAGUAAUAGCAUCUGCAGAACGUUCUCAGCCCAUCAUCACCAAUGUCAAAGGUACCAACUUCGUGAAUCGACUGGUGACCUCAGGGAAACACUUCGAUGGCAAGGAUUUCAAUGUGAGGAUUGUCCCCGUUGUGUUUCAAGAUGCCGGACUUUACGUCUGUUAUCUGGAAUCAAAUCCAUUUCCCACCAUUGAUCUAAUCACAGUGAAAGUCACAGCUGAACCGUCUGAUGCAGUGACUGAGGGAGACAACGUUACCCUGACCUGCUCUGUGUCUCACGUCACUGGGUCAAUGAGACUGGUUUGGAUCAAUGGCGAUGGCAAACGUGUUGGAGAAAAGGCACUGACUGAGGAAGAGAAAUCACCGAGUCUGGUUAUUCAGAAAGCUGAGAGAGGCAGAGGGAACUGGAGAUGUGUUUUGUUUCAUCAACACCUGCCCCGGCUUUUUGUCCCGUACUAUCAGAAGGACAGUAAAAUCAAUGUGACCCCAGUACCUGGGAUGAGCCGUGUUCCUGAAUAUAUGUCUGUGAGUAGGAACACAAAGCAAGAAGUCCAAAUGCCUCUGAUGCUGCUGCUGCUGCAGGCAACAUUGUCAUUGUAUCUGUUCCUGUGUCUCGCCAUUGGUGUGUAUCCGUCAAUGAAUUCAACAACUCCUAAAAUGUACUGA
This is a messenger RNA of Amblyraja radiata (thorny skate), 825 nucleotides long. RefSeq lists its product as uncharacterized. The transcript has 5 exons. The coding region runs from base 1 to 825 and encodes 274 amino acids. NCBI's taxonomy places the organism in Eukaryota, Metazoa, Chordata, Chondrichthyes, Rajiformes, Rajidae. The record is from RefSeq and is a predicted model, not a curated record.